GCGGGUCUCUGGGGACACUUUGACGUCGUUGAUGAUUUCUACAUCUACUUGUUUUCUUUUGGGUGCGACAGGUAGACAGUAAGGUGAGCAGAUGAGAGAUGUAUAUGCAUGUAAAGAGGCCGCUCACGUGCAUUUGUACACGAUGUCAUACACAAGAAAUGUCGACUGCAGUCAGCGUUGAAGGUCGCUUACGUAUAACGCCCCAUUUUGUAAACUGAAUUCACGAAUUCGCCAGUAAUAGCUCACCCUCUUUCAUCAAUCACGAUCUACUAACGCUGUCUAACCAACUCCAAGCGCAACAGUUCAUCAUUUUGCGCUCGCUUCUUGGCGGGGAAAUCACCUUUUUGACAUCAGCUUCUUGCAGAGAAACGAUGGAACAUCCAAUGUCUCAACAGGUCUUUGAAGAUGCAGGCCUGCAGAAAGCGUGGUCAGAGAAAUGUGCACAGAGCAAGGACAGGGUCUUGUUGGUGCCGCAGGCUUUGACGAACGCAGCAGGGACGGGCGCUCCAUGCGUCGGAUCGUUGUCAGCACCAGGGGGGCUGCGUCUCCCAGUAAACUCUGUCGCAAAGUCUGUGAGUGGUUGUCAUGUUCAGAAAAACCCUGAGGCGAGAUUGUGGCAAGAGGAAGGAAAGCCUUUUCGCAUCCCUCACUUGCUUUUCGCUUUGGUCAUCUUCUUGUCCACUGGUCUGAGCUUGACCUCGCUGAUCUACUCCAUGCACCUGCACGGGCUGCUGGAAAGUGAGGCUGCGUCCAGAAAAAACCUAAUGACACAAGUUGAUACCAUGGAAACCGCUCUCAAGAAAUUAGUAGGGGGUCUGAAAGAUCGAGAUCAUGACACGUCUUCAGCAGAGUUGCUGCCCGUCGAUUUGCUGCUGGGUGGGCAAGAGCGGAAGGCUUCAUCACUGUCGAGCCAGCGCGGCACCCGAGGGAAAAGAAGCUAUGACUGCGAUGGCGACUGCUGGACCGAAAUUCGAGAAGUCUGUCAAUCAGAGGUGGCAGAAUACCUUAUUCAGCGAAUCGACAGAGUGCACCUGGAGGCAGCUAACGUGAGCCCUCGCGAUGGCACGUUCCUUUGGAGGAUUGUCAGGGGCGGACCCACGUCCUUCUCCCCACGUGGGGUGAAGCUCAAGACAAACGGCAGUGAACUGAUCCAAGGCAUCGAGAUUGAAAAAACCGGAGUGUACGUUGUGUACUCUCAGGUUGUCUUGCAGGGUCAAACCGGAAACGCAUCGAGGGAUGACUGUGCUCAGGAGACGGUGGUGAUCUUACCGAACCGGACCAGGAUCGUGCUUAUGAUGAGUUACGUAACCCAAAGAGGACAUGCAGACCGAAGAUCUGUGGACACUUCCAUGCAGAUUGGUACCUUUGGACUCCUCCGCCAGUCUGUUGUGUACGUGCAACACCCGGACCAUAGAGGCGAGUGCAGACAUACCAACUUUAAAACAGAUAAUAGACUUGCCAGCUUCUUUGGUCUCUACAGAAUCGCAUGACACGACAUGCGCGCACACAUUCCUUCGUAGCUGCCACCGGGAAUAACGAGAAAAAGUGGCCGGUGCAGGUGACUCUUGGGUUGGGGAGCACCUCGAUCUAGCCUCUGUACUUUCCGCUAUCUUUGUAAAACUUUGCUGCACUAGCCGUCAGUGUCAAGCAAUUACUGUGCCUGAAGACUACUUGGCCAGCAAGGAGGGUCUCUAAACACGUCGUAAGUGACGGCCAUUGUCAGAGCUUCGUUGCACAUGGCAGGAAAUUCGUCCUAAUCCCAUGCGACCUGUUACUUACUGCAUACUUGUGACAUAAUGCUUCAGGAUUACAUGUGACGUGAUACUUCAUAAUUACAUGUGACGCGAUGCUUCCUAAUUACAUGUUACGUUGCUUCCCACGUUUCUCUCACCUGAGCAGGUUUCGCUAUUCAUCUAGAAAUGGAACACUGUGAAUCUUCGGAGGCCUGAAAAUAUAUAAACCUUCACAAAUGUUGCUCUGAAAUCACGUAGAGCCCUAGAGUCACUUCCCUGUAUUUAUUUCUGCGCGUGUUUACAGUUAAUUUGUAACAACGUGCUGCUGCUGAGUGAUGGGAUGAAGGGCGAGACUGGCAACAAGAUCUGAGAUAUAGUUCAGCAGCAGAACCAGAGGCUACUGCUAUCAGAAGUCAACAUACCGACAUUUUGAUGCAAUUUGUUUACAUAAAGACAAAUUCACGAAAAAUAUUUAGAAAAAACAAACUUCUCGCUGCAAUCCCCCUUAAUCAUCGUUUCAUUCACACGUUUUAAUCCGUUAUCAAAAUCGGGCUCUUCCUUUGUAAUCAGAGAAAAACAAAAAGAAUAGAAACAACUGAAGACAGAAAAAGAAGGCAGCAGUACAGAUGUGAAAGAAAAUCACUUGGUAUCACUUAUUUAAUCACUUGGUAUAAAAACAUAAAGGUUUAAUGUUCCAGAAAAUUAUGAGUUUUCCCAGCUGAAGAAAGUCUAGAGUCUUUUCUAAAUAUUGUGUGUAUUUCACUUCCGUCCAUCAUCAUAUGCGGGAUCAUCGCUCAAGACGCAGAUAUUGCCACGAGCUGCGAGCAGCAGCAGUAGCAAUAACAACAGCAACAAAAACAACAACCAAAGACGUGUUAUAGCAGCACUGGGAGUCGCCUCGUGUACCUCAGUCUUGGCUGGCUACAACGCUUUAUCAAAGUCUUGAGCCGUCCUCAUGGUCUUCACAUCAAUACAAACAUUUAUAGGCUUCGUUGUUUUUUAUUUUUAAGUUUCUCUCACUUCUGCGUUGAAUAGUGUUGGAAUAGGGCAAUGUCUUUGUAUACUAUUGUUGAUUAAGUAGUGGCUUUGCAGGUAAAUAACAUAUAGCGUGUGUUCUCUUUUGCUAGCUUAAUGCGAUAUGCUGUGACACGUUUAUGGGGGAUACUUGCCGCCAUGAAUAAAACUGAUGUAAACAGUGUAUAUUAGUCCAAUAUACAGAUGUAGUUUUGGAAAUAAAAUGCUUUUGGAUAAAGAAAAA
This is a messenger RNA of Pomacea canaliculata, 2991 nucleotides long. RefSeq lists its product as uncharacterized. Gene Ontology annotation, biological process: immune response. Gene Ontology annotation, cellular component: membrane. The coding region runs from base 372 to 1490 and encodes 372 amino acids. The record is from RefSeq and is a predicted model, not a curated record. Lineage: Eukaryota; Metazoa; Mollusca; Gastropoda; Architaenioglossa; Ampullariidae. The transcript has 7 exons. Gene Ontology annotation, molecular function: tumor necrosis factor receptor binding.